CCCAAGUGUCAGUGCUCUCCUCACCCCAUGCCCCCAAAGCAACCCCACUCGAUUCCCCAAAACAAUUCGAAUCACCCAACAAUAAAAAAUGUGUAACGAAGCCCUAGUGGACUCCCACCGCCUGCUGGCCCACCUAAAAGAAUUACGCGUAAAAAAAAACUCAGGUGAGCUCGACGACGAGGCGAGUCUCUCCCUCCAGGAGACGAGAUGGAGAAACCGGUUGGAUUACGAUUUAAUUUCCUCCUGUCUCCAAAACUUCAACGAAGACGUUCGACUGGAGGUCCUCGGGCUGCUAGUGGAAUCGAAGAAGAGCACUCUAGUCUUCAACGAACGAGAAUUCCACGUUAUCCUGCAAUUUUUGACGUUCAACCUCGGUGAGCGACUGGAGUUCGUGCCGCUGAUUAAGAAAACCUUCAAACGCAUGAAAGAGAGUCUAGCAGUGCUGAAAAGACAGACAACCCAAGUGGAGAAAAUCGAGUCAUGCAGGCACGAGGUACGUGACAAUCUCCAAUUGUACGAGCAAUUAAAGAAGGAGUACGAAGCCACAGCCACUCGUUCACUAGCCUCCAUCGCCUACUACCGCAAAUUCUUCACUAAAAUCCGAGAGAUAUGUCUGAACGGCCUCUGCCCAGGCUCCACCCACACUCGAAAGAAGAACAGCCUGCGAAUACUCCAGCUGCAGGAGGAACUCCUGUCCCCGGACUUCAGGGAAUCCCCCUGGACCCCCGACCAAGCAGACAAGCUCCUCCAGUGUCUGCUAUUGGACACCUACGAGACCAACAAAGAGGUGUCUUUCAGGAUAAUAACGAACAUAAGCCCCUGCCUGCUGAAAUUAGAUAACGAGGAGAGAGUCGAUGAAAUAAUAAACGUUGCAUUGAGAUUGGGGAACAGUAUACGACCCAUUGACAGCAUAACAGCUGGCUACAUGUUCAAAGUUUCUCUUUUAUCACCGGUCAUUGAGAAUGUCUUAUUAAGACACCUGAAAAUUGAUGCAGUUGUUUGUGAUGCUGAUGAUGUUACCUUGUGGCUGAUUAUCGUUAUAAUUGAGCAGUUGAGAGAGCCAGCGAGACUGGCUAAUGAGAACAUAAUCAUAGCUGCUGCCAGGCAUUCCCUCUACGGUUAUUUAUUCUGCAUUAAAUUGCUGUUAUCCAUCUGCGAUCUCAGGAGUAAACACGAUCAUUCGUUGUGGCGGAGAACUGUUGAUGAUUUAAUCGGCUUGUGCUUGAGUCUGAAUAAAUCAGUAUCGCAAAUUGUUAAUAACUCUUCACCUGAGGGCCACUUCCCCAUGGAUCUAGAUGGCAAACACUUGAAUGAGGAUGUUGACGACGUGGAGGUGGCUGUGACACCUCAGAUGGUGUUGCUGUGCUCUUGGAGGACUGUCAAGGAAGUCAGUCUGUUAUUCGGGUAUCUCAGUGAGAAAUCUCCGAUUGAGGGAGGGGGGAGGGUGGGGCUGCUAUCGGGGGAACAGAUCGUGGAGAUUGGAGACCACUUGGUGACACUUUUGUGUGAGACUAAGCAUCGGGGGGCUUUUGAACAGGCUCAUGUCGGCUUCGAGCAGCUCUGCAGGAGACUGUGGAGGGCUGAGGAGGAGAGGCUCAAGCAGCUGCCGAAAUUGUGGCUUUAUCAGGUCUUGUUGGAUAUCACUGGACUGUCCCCGGGAAACUCCAAGCUUUGCGCCACUAGGAGGAGUGCUGGGGUGCCUUUUAUGGUUCAGGCAUUGAUCGCCUCAGCCCCAUCAGUCUCCAAAAAAUCCGACGCCGCAGUAUUUCAUUCCGUAAUGAGAAUCCUCCUAGGAUUGACUGAAUUCACUGAAGAAUGUCAAUUAUCAGGAGCAAAGGAGCUCCUCGAGAAGGAGGACUUCUUCAAAGCCAUACGAAGCCCCUCAGCCUCCCCGAACUCCAGUCACUCCAUCACAAUGACAGAAGUAAAAACCCACGCUCUGAACAUCCUUCGAGCCUUAUUCAAGCACGCCCAGCUUGGUGACUUGACCCGGGCCUACGCAGCCGACGGCUUGAUAGCCGCAAUCAAGAGUUACGACGAGAAAACCUGGGCAGAGCGUAACGCAGCGACUCUCCUCUACAGCUCCCUGAUAACUCGAAUCUUCGGUGUUCAGAGGACAAAGGACCACGUGAAUCUGACAGUUCACAAUAAAAUGACGGGCAGAAUAUUUUUCGAGAAAUACCCAAAACUCCUGCCCUUUAUGCUGCACGAGUUGAAAGUGUUUAUCGAGGCCAGUGAUGGCCUGAUUAAACCCAGUGUACAAUCGAUUCUCCUCCUAUUGUCACGACUCUACCUCAGUUACAAUUCCGAUAGUGGUGAUGUCAAUUGGAGAAUCGAUGAAUUCGUGUCUCUAGUCUCUGGCUGUGCCAAAAGUCGAGUUUACAAUACUCGUGAACUAGCUGCUAGGGCUUUAGUUCCUCUAUUGACUGGGAAAACAGUGGGAGCAUUCGUCAAUAGUUUGUUCGAGGUGAUGAUCAAUAGACCUGGGGACAAUGUAAAUUUGAAUCUUUUGCAUGGGUAUAUGCUGCAGAUUCUGGAGAUCACGAAGAGCUCUUUGUUGACAGCACCUGAGGCACCGAAACUGGAGGCCGAGGGCUUCGUCAGAGGCUCUGAGUGGAUCCUGCAGCAGCUCGAGACCUGCAAUGAUAGACCUGCUGCAUUUCCCCUGGCAACAGCACUCGUUAAUGUAUUCUGUGAACUAGUGAGAGUCAGUGGGGUAAUGGAGAGUGCAGUGGCUUUUGAUGGGAUUCUUCGACGCCUAUUGAGGCACAUUAAUGGGGAGAAUUCGCUCAAAGAUCGCCCGGGGCGAGAGGUUUAUGAGGCUGCUGCUGCUGGUUUUCUCAUUAGUCUAUUAGAUUCGAAAUUGGGGGGAUUUGAGGCUGUGAGGGGGGAGGAAUACUGGGGGUGUUGGGGGUCAAUGCUGUCGCAUGCUAAUUAUCAGGUGCAGAUUGUCGCCUGGGAAAGGGUCGUUAGGGCUGUUGAGGUCAACUCCAGUGGAGAAUUUUCCUGGAGAACUCUGAGACUCGCUCUGGAGGGCGUGAACAGUGUCAGGAACGAUCCGGAUUUGCAAAGUGUUAUUUUCGAAUUUUUGUGUGAGGUGUUUGACAGGGGGGAGGGGGAGUUUAAGGGCUUUUAUGUCGGUGAUAACAGACUUUUGGAAAUUAGUGAGACAGUUUUGAGAAUUUUUCGAGGAGACUUGCCUCAGGAUAAUGCCAGCUUUUUUCGGCUUUUGGGGAAAACAUUUGGAAGGUUAAUUAGGAGCUCUAGGAGGGAGUCUCAGUUAAUUGCCGAUGUUGGGAGUGCAGUUUAUGAGGGAUUUCGCGAGCACUCGUGGAUGGGCUCGGCUGGAAUCGACUGCAGGAUAGCUAUCGCUGGAGUUAUUCAUGAUAUUUAUGCUGAUAGCAGUGAAAACGGGAGAAAAUGUAUCAAUUAUGAGAAUACUUUGAACUGGUGGACGACUCUGCUUAAUUUAUUAGUGGACGAUAGCAAUCAAGUAAGAAAGUUGGCGUCGAUAGCUCUAUCGAAGGUACCUCCGGAGUCGGAGGUGAAGUGCGACUCGCACUCGUUGGAAUUAUUCUUCUAUAAGUUUUCGAAAAUUUGGAGUGGGGAAGGGGGGCUGCUCUUUGCCGCUUAUUUCGUGUGGAGUCUAGCACUUGCGGAGGGGGAUUAUGAGAUGGAUGAUAGUGAUGUAUUCAACAAAUGCUACAAUUACGAGUCCUUCGAGCCCCUGCGCAUAUCCAGCCUCUGCGAAGAAUAUCUGAAUACCCUAUCGGAUCAUUACGAUAUUCAUGCUCCAUUUCCGGCCGGAGUACAGACCUGGCUCAUCCAUAGAUUGAAUAUAGAGUCCUCAGACUGCCAAGACGCCCAAGCCCUCAUUACGUCCUAUCGAAAUCGACUGCCUCCUCUCAGCAACAAAUUAGACGACAUAUUGGAUCCCACGUGCAAUGAUAAAUUGCUGCAAUCAUUGGCAUUUGAAAAGUUUCUCCUCGUCGAGGAGCCACAUUACCAUGGGACUAUGCACAAUAGCAAUUGAAUCAAUUUAUCGCAAAUUUAUUACAGACAAAACAAUUUUUCAUUUACAUUUUUUUAAAAUGAAGACGACGAAUCGAAGAAACUGUUUUCCAAUAAAAAACGAAAAUUCAACAAAAUUUUUUCUCGAUUAUGAAUAAAUGCACGAAGAGUGCCGUAAUGCCUAUGUCUCAAUUGUACUGGGAAUUGUGCUUUUCGCUCACUCUCAAUCGCAAUCAGUUCGAAAGGAAGAAAUCCUAUCCAAAGCCUCUAGUUCUCCCUUCAAACUUCCCUUGUCUUUUCAGGAAUAUCUCUUUCCGAGAAAAAAUUUAAUGUUUUCCUUCAGUAUCAUACUCCUUGAGCCCAAAGAGCGAUUUCUUCUCUGAAACCUACAAUGCAUUGAUCGAAUAUGUACACUGUGAGGAAAAAAUUGAAAUUUCGUGGACAGUCUUCUGGUUAUUUUAAGGAAAGUGACAUUAAGGAUAUCCAAAUAUCUUUUACAGCUUGGUGCAAA
Messenger RNA from Diachasma alloeum, 4522 nucleotides. RefSeq names its product thyroid adenoma-associated protein homolog (gene THADA). Gene Ontology annotation, biological process: tRNA methylation. The transcript is spliced from 4 exons. Gene Ontology annotation, cellular component: cytosol. The coding region runs from base 89 to 4033 and encodes 1314 amino acids. Lineage: Eukaryota; Metazoa; Arthropoda; Insecta; Hymenoptera; Braconidae. The record is from RefSeq and is a predicted model, not a curated record.